This is a messenger RNA of Empidonax traillii (willow flycatcher), 1753 nucleotides long. RefSeq names its product phosphodiesterase 9A (gene PDE9A). Gene Ontology annotation, biological process: cGMP catabolic process. NCBI's taxonomy places the organism in Eukaryota, Metazoa, Chordata, Aves, Passeriformes, Tyrannidae. The transcript has 15 exons. Bases 563 to 1753 code for a protein of 396 amino acids. The record is from RefSeq and is a predicted model, not a curated record. Gene Ontology annotation, molecular function: 3',5'-cyclic-GMP phosphodiesterase activity.
GACUACAUGAUCUUGGAACAAUGUCUCAUUUCCUUCAGAAACAGGGGUUACCAGAGGUCUUCCCCUCAGAAAGGAACAGGGCAGAGAAAUGGAUCUUUGUCUCUUUAAGAUGAGACGAACUGCCACUCUUAGUCAUAUAUCUUUACUGCACCCUAGGGUUAUAAAAACAUACAUCUUCGUUUUGAAAGUCUUUUAUUACAACCAUAAACAUCAGAUUGCAGCUGACUGUUCCCUGGAUGAGAAUUUCCUAAUACUCCAAGUGAGUUUUGACAGGGGGAGGGAGUGAAAGUAAGAUUGUUGGGGUUUUUUUUACUGGAACUGUGCUCGUAAGGAACUUGUCAGUCUCUGGCACGCUACAGCCAGUGUCAGAGGGCUGAGCAGCAUCGGAGUGAGAGGACACGGGUUUCUCUGCUUAUUUUCACUGUCUGACUCGGGUGCCAUCCCAGGUGCAGCACUCGAGAAAGAAGAAUUGUUCCAGAAUUUAUUGGGACAGAUUGCAGAGCAGUUCUCGAGGGUUUUUAAAAUCAAUGAGCUGAAAACGGAAGUAGCUAAUCACUUGGCAAUGCUGGAGAAAAAGGUUGAAUUGGAAGGCCUGAAAGUGGUGGAGAUUGAGAAAUGCAAGCGCGACAUUAAAAAGAUGAGGGAGGAAAUGGCAGCAAGAAGCAGCAGGACUAACUGUCCCUGCAAGUACAGCUUUUUGGAUGAAAACAAGAGACCGGCUCCCCGGCGGGAUGUACCAUCCUACCCAAAGUACAUGCUGUCCCAGGAGACCAUCGAAGCACUUCGGAAACCAACCUUUGACGUCUGGCUGUGGGAGCCCAAUGAGAUGCUGAGCUGUUUGGAACACAUGUACCACGAUCUCGGGCUGGUAAAGGACUUCAACAUCAAUCCCAUCACGUUAAAGAGGUGGUUGCUGUGUAUUCACGACAAUUACAGAAACAACCCCUUCCACAAUUUCCGGCACUGCUUCUGCGUGACCCAGAUGAUGUACAGCAUGAUCUCGCUCUGCAGCCUCCAGGAGAAAUUUUCCCAAAUUGACAUUUUGAUUCUCAUGACUGCAGCAGUAUGCCAUGACUUGGACCAUCCAGGCUAUAACAACACCUACCAGAUAAAUGCGCGGACCGAGCUCGCCGUGCGCUACAACGACAUCUCCCCGCUGGAGAACCACCACUGUGCCGUGGCUUUCCAGAUCAUUUCCCAGCCAGAAUACAACAUCUUCUCCAAUGUCGACCAGGACCAGUUCAAACAGAUAAGACAGGGGAUAAUUACGUUAAUCCUGGCUACAGACAUGGCAAGACACGCAGAAAUACUGGACUCUUUCAAGGAAAAAAUGGAAAAUUUUGAUUAUUCAAACGAAGAACACAUGACCUGUCUGAAGAUGGUGCUGAUAAAAUGCUGUGAUAUCUCCAACGAAGUCCGCCCGAUGGAAGUAGCGGAGCCCUGGGUGGAUUGUUUACUGGAGGAGUAUUUUAUGCAGAGCGACCGAGAAAAAUCUGAGGGUCUUCCAGUGGCGCCGUUCAUGGACCGCGACAAAGUGACCAAGCCCACGGCACAGAUCGGCUUCCUCAAGUUCGUCCUCAUCCCCAUGUUUGAGACAGUAACAAAGCUAUUCCCAGAAGUGGAGGAGGUGAUGCUCCAGCCCCUGUGGGAAUCCAGGGACCACUAUGAGGGACUAAAACAGAAAGAUGAUGCUACAAAAGAGCUGCAGAAACAGAAGGGUGAAAGUCUGAUGACCGGCAGCACCGAAAAGUGA